Kuraishia capsulata CBS 1993 is the source of this 1401-nucleotide messenger RNA. RefSeq lists its product as uncharacterized. The coding region runs from base 1 to 1401 and encodes 466 amino acids. The record is from RefSeq and is a predicted model, not a curated record. The transcript has a single exon. Gene Ontology annotation, molecular function: phosphoprotein phosphatase activity. Lineage: Eukaryota; Fungi; Ascomycota; Pichiomycetes; Pichiales; Pichiaceae.
AUGAGCAUUCUCAGGAGUUCCAUUUCUUUGGCCUCCAGGGCUUCCAGGACUGGAAUUCCGCUAUUGACCAGGUCGGUUGCCGUCAAGAACGCAACUACGGUCUCGGUCUCCUUGGCCCGAUUCUAUUCCUCUAAGCCAGAGGAUAAAAAGGAAGAAUACAAGUCGAUUCUGAACGAUGAUUUGUUGGCACAAACAGGCAUAGAUGUUGAUUCUAUCAAAAAGGAGGGCAGUACGUCAGAGUCUGAGUCUGAGUCUUCAGAGUCAGAAGAAAAACAGCAGAGAUACAGCAAGGAUCCAAAAAGGGCAAAACGCCAGUCGUCUAUCGACAAGAAGAUGGAGAAAAGAGCCAAUAUGUUCUACAUCUCUGUUUUGGCGCUAUCUAUUGGUGGAGCCGCGUACCUGUCUAGAGACUGGGAGGAGUCGGAAGAGUCCUUCUACAAGCCGGAAGAGAACGGAUACACUCCCGGUUUGAUUUGGAAGCGUUUCAGUACGAGAUUCUCAGACUUGGUGGGAAUCUUCUCUGAACCUGCAUUCAACGAUUUGCUGCCUCCACCAGCUGCUGAGGAGUUCCGCAGACCUCUUACCUUGGUCUUGACCCUGGAUGAUUUGCUCAUUCACUCAGAAUGGUCUCCUAAGAACGGCUGGAGAACUGCAAAACGUCCCGGUCUGGACUACUUUUUGGGAUACUUGUCCCAGUACUACGAAAUUGUGAUUUUCUCCUCCACUUCGAUGGCAUACAGCGAGAGAACUGUCGCCAAGCUGGACCCAUACCACGCUUUCAUCUCGCACGCGUUGUUCCGCGAAGCGUGCCGUUACAAGGAUGGAAAGAUCAUUAAGGAUUUGAGCUUGAUGAACAGAGACCUGGGAAAAAUCGUCAUUAUUGAUGUUGACUCAGAUGCCUACUCCUUGCAGCCUGAAAAUGCCAUUCCCGUUGAGAAGUGGGAUGGCCAGCCAGACGACAAAUUGGUCCAGAUGAUCCCAUUUUUGGAGUAUCUUGCCACAAACCCACGUUUGAAGGAUGUGAGACCAAUCUUGAACUCGUUCCCAGACAAAACCCAGAUCCCAGAGGAGUUCAUCAAGAGAGAGAAGAUUUUGCGCCAGCAGUUUGAGGCUGAACAGAAAGCCAAAGGAGGCAACGGAUUCAGCCUCGGCCUUGGGAUUGCCAGACCUGCUGCAUUCCCUCUGGAUCUCAUCAGAGAACACGGCCAGAGAAACUACCUGAACAUGUACAACUACCUCAAGGAGCACGGAGAAGAGCUCCUCAGACAGGAGAAGGAGAGAGAGAAGCAGAUAAUGGCCGAGCAGAACAUGACCCUCGGAAAGUUACUCACCGAGGGCGUUCCAAACCCCGAGGAAGUUUUGAAGCAGCAACAGGAGCUCCAGCAGCAGCAGUCCAAAUAG